GACAUGGAUAGUGAUACUAAUGGAGAGAUAUCCCUCGAGGAGUACAUGAAUCACAUCAAUGAGAUGUCGUCCGAAGAGGAGAAGAGUGAUCCUAACUUUGCUCAGGUGCAACAAAAUCACUUCACGUCAUACUUAGAUAAGAACAAAGACAGUGUCUUAAGCAAAGACGAGUUGAAGGAGUGGUUGGUUCCCACGUACGACCGACACGAAGCCGAAUCGUGGAGAUUAAUCCAGUCGGGCGACCAGAACCAGGAUGAGAAGCUGUCCAAAGAGGAGAUCCUCGAGCAUACGGAUCAGUACUUGAGUCUCAUUCCACCCGAAUUCUGGCAUCAAUUCAAUGCCGACCACACGACCACCCCU
Messenger RNA from Oppiella nova, 360 nucleotides. NCBI's taxonomy places the organism in Eukaryota, Metazoa, Arthropoda, Arachnida, Sarcoptiformes, Oppiidae. The record is from the annotation of a GenBank genome assembly.